Messenger RNA from [Torrubiella] hemipterigena, 1686 nucleotides. The record is from the annotation of a GenBank genome assembly. NCBI's taxonomy places the organism in Eukaryota, Fungi, Ascomycota, Sordariomycetes, Hypocreales, Clavicipitaceae.
AUGACAGAAAAGUUACUAAAUGCCCCUCCAUUUGUCCAUCCAAUGAAGAAAGAUGCUGUGGAAAGUAGUAAGGUUGGUAAAGUCGAAGAUAUCAAUGAUCAGUACCCUCCUGUCCGAACCUUGGCAGGCGUGAUGUUGGCGCUCUACCUCUGCAUGUUUCUCGUCGCUCUUGAUCGAAUCAUUAUUUCCACGGCAAUUCCAAAAAUCACGGACGAGUUCAAAUCCAUUGCGGACAUCGGAUGGUAUGGGAGUGCCUAUGUUCUCACCGGCUGUGUGACUCAGCUUGCAUUUGCGAGGCUAUACGUGUUUUACAACAACAAGACUGUUUUUCUUUCCGCUGUCAUGUUAUUUGAAAUCGGCUCGGUUAUAUGCGGUGCAGCUCGCAGUUCAAUUGCUUUCAUCCUCGGCCGAGCAAUUGCUGGAUGUGGCGCUGCUGGUGUGUUCUCCGGCGUCAUCAUCAUCAUGAUUCCCCUUGUGCCUCUCGCAAAGCGGCCAAUGUACCAAGGAAUGCUUGGUGCCAUCUUUGGCAUUUCUAGUGUUAUCGGUCCUCUGGUUGGCGGGGCCUUUACAAGUAAUGAGCACCUGACUUGGCGCUGGUGCUUUUUCAUCAAUCUUCCGAUUGGGGCGAUUGCCAUGCUUCUCGUGCUAUGGAUGCUGCGUCUGUCCCCGCCAGACAAAUCAACUCUGUCUUUGAAGGAAAAGAUGAUUCGAAUGGAUCCUCUGGGUAAUCUCCUCUUUGCACCGGCAAUCGUCUGUCUCCUCCUUGCUCUCCAAUGGGCUGGCAGCACCUACGAAUGGCAAGACGGCAAGAUUAUUGCGCUGUUUGUAUUGUUUGGAGUCUUUUUGGCUGCGUGGGUGGGAAGCCAAGCAUACGCUGGAAAGAAUGCUACAGUACCGCCUCAUGUAUUCAUGCAACGGUCCAUUAUGGCUGGUAUGUGGUUCUCAGCUUGCAUUGGUGGCGUCAUGUUGUCCAUGGGCUACUAUCUGCCAAUUUGGUUUCAAGCAAUUGAUGACGUUGAUGCCCUACAAAGCGGUAUCCGAGGUAUUCCAUUUGUUACAGCGCUCGUUAUAUCCAGCAUUGUAGCUGGCAUCUUUGUCAGCAAGGUCGGCUACUACUCUCCAUGUAUCAUUCUUUGCUCUGUUAUCAUGUCUGCAGGUGCAGGUAUGAUGACUACUUUGCGCGUCAACAGUGGCAAUGCAGAAUGGAUCGGCUAUCAAGUUCUUGCUGGUCUAGGCAUGGGGUUGGGCAUGCAACUGUCAGGUUUGGCAGCCCAAGUUGUGUUGGCUGCGGAAGAUGUCCCUGUCGGGGCAUCUCUCAUGAUCUUCUCGCAACAGCUUGGCAGCUCCAUAUUUGUCUGCGUAGCGCAAAACGUAUUCUUGCAGCAGCUUGUUUCAAACCUUACCAAAAUCCUUGGUACAAAGGCAGCUAGUUUGCUCUCAAAGGUUGGAGCGACGGAUAUUCGAACCUAUGUCCCCCCGAGCCUCUUACCUACGGUCCUGGAACAAUACAACAAGAGUAUUGUCACAACAUUUUAUGUUGGUGUUGGCGUAUCAUGCAUGAGUAUUAUUCCUGCUUUGACUUUUGAGUGGAAGAGCGUCAAGGGUUUGAAGGGAGGUCCUCAUACAGAGCAAGUUAAGACUGGAACUCGUGUUCUGGUCAAAGGCAGACGGGACGCAGGCAAAUAG